GAGAGAGAGAGAGAGAGAGAGAGAGAGGGGAACAUCUGGGGUAGCUCCAGUUUUUCUUCUUUAACCACACCCACAGGCGCAUUUCUCAACAAUGCGCUUCUCUACCUGUCUAGGGAACCAAAUAUGUGCGUUAAAGGACUAAAACGACAUUAAAGCGGUAAGAAAUUCCGCGGAAAUAUAUGUAAGCGCGUCUUUCAACUAGUAAUGGACUAAUACUUCUUUUGGUUUGAAGAUAAACUACUAUCAGCAAGAGAGGAUUUCCAGAGAAGAGGUAUUUGACUGCUAGCCAAGGACAUGGACUGGAAGACCUUCCAAGCCCUCCUCAGUGGGGUGAACAAAUACUCCACGGCGUUCGGGCGUGUUUGGUUGUCUGUGGUGUUUGUGUUCAGGGUGAUGGUGUACGUUGUGGCAGCGGAGCGAGUGUGGGGCGACGAGCAGAAGGACUUUGACUGUAACACCAAGCAGCCCGGCUGCGCCAACGUCUGCUAUGACCACUUCUUUCCCAUCUCCCAUAUCCGCCUGUGGGCCCUGCAGCUCAUCUUUGUCACCUGCCCGUCCUUCAUGGUGGUCAUGCACGUGGCAUACCGUGACGACCGCGAGCGCAAGUACAAAGCAAAGCAUGGAAACAAUAGCAAGCUGUACAACAACACAGGCAAGAAACACGGCGGCUUGUGGUGGACCUAUCUGAUCAGCCUCUUCGUAAAGACAGGCAUCGAGGUCGCCUUCCUCUACAUCCUCCACCACAUCUACGACAGCUUCUACCUGCCGAGACUGGUCAAGUGCGGUGUGAAACCUUGCCCCAACCUGGUGGACUGCUACAUUGGCCACCCCACCGAGAAGAAGGUCUUCAGCUACUUCAUGGUCGGAGCUUCGGGCCUUUGCAUUGUCCUGAACAUCUGCGAGAUCAUUUAUCUUGUCUCCAAGCGCAUAGCGCGAAUUGCGAACAAGCUCAAUAGGCAAAAACGCCAAAUUGCUGUGAGUCACAACGACCACAAUGAGGAGCCCUUUGACAACAGCAUCGACACUAUGCCAACGCUGAGCAAAAAGGAACAGCCUCCAUCCUUUAGAAGUGCAGUUAAGUCUUCCCACAGGCCACCUGGACUCAAACUUGAAGAGAAGAUACGAGCCUCUGCUCCUGAUCUGUCAUUUUUGUGAGCCAAAGAUCAGGCUGAAAUCAAGAGAUCAGCAGUGCCUGACCUAAUACCCAUUGACAAUCCUCAGAAAACAGAGUCAGAACUAUGAGCCAAAUAUCCGUAUGAGUCAGACCCUGGAAGUUGAGUCAUCAGUACUGGAAUCAUUCCGUGGGCCCCUGUGUCCACAUCUAAGACUCUUUUUGAGCGCGAUCACUUUGGUUUCCAAGUCAACAUCCACAAUAUUUAUAAGUCAGCUAUAGCCAAAUUGAUUUGUUAAUAAUUCUUUUUCUUUUUCUUUUUUAAUACAAUAAAGGUCUGUGUGCCUUUU
Sander lucioperca (pikeperch) is the source of this 1461-nucleotide messenger RNA. RefSeq names its product connexin 35.4 (gene gjb3). Gene Ontology annotation, cellular component: connexin complex. Bases 295 to 1155 code for a protein of 286 amino acids. The record is from RefSeq and is a predicted model, not a curated record. Lineage: Eukaryota; Metazoa; Chordata; Actinopteri; Perciformes; Percidae. The transcript is spliced from 2 exons. Gene Ontology annotation, biological process: cell communication.